Chenopodium quinoa (quinoa) is the source of this 1862-nucleotide messenger RNA. Its product is annotated as serine carboxypeptidase-like 31. The transcript is spliced from 10 exons. Gene Ontology annotation, cellular component: vacuole. The coding region runs from base 67 to 1506 and encodes 479 amino acids. Gene Ontology annotation, biological process: proteolysis. Gene Ontology annotation, molecular function: serine-type carboxypeptidase activity. The record is from RefSeq and is a predicted model, not a curated record. Lineage: Eukaryota; Viridiplantae; Streptophyta; Magnoliopsida; Caryophyllales; Amaranthaceae.
UAGCUAGUCAAACUCAAAGUGUCCCUAAACAAUAUUGUAGAUUGGUGCUCUAACAAGGAUUUUGCAAUGAGGGCAUUAUUUAUAUUCCUUAGCUUGGUUCUUAUUGCCAUAUUAUUUUGUAUAGAGCCUUUAGAAGGUUCUAGGCAUAAAGUAAGGCCUUAUAAUAAUGACAAGGAGGAAAAGCUCUUGGAAAAUAACCAUCUUGUGACAAAUCUUCCCGGCCAACCGGAGGUCGAUUUUCGACACUAUGCCGGUUAUAUAACGGUUGAUGAAAAAAAAGAGAGGGCCUUGUUCUAUUGGUUUUAUGAGGCCUCAUCUCAUCCUGAUGAGAAGCCGUUGGUAUUGUGGUUGAAUGGAGGUCCAGGGUGUUCCUCUGUUGGUUAUGGAGCAACACAAGAAAUUGGUCCUUUCUUAGUGGACGCCGAUGGUGGUGCUCUUAAAUUUAACCCUUUUGCUUGGAAUAAAGAAGCCAACAUGUUGUUCCUAGAAUCUCCUGUUGGAGUUGGUUUCUCCUAUACGCAUACAACUAGUGAUUUUGAUAAUCUUGGGGAUGUUUUUACUGCAAACGAUUCUUAUGAAUUUCUCCAAAAGUGGUUCCUCAAGUUUCCAACAUAUAGAAAUCGUUCAUUUUACAUUGCAGGGGAGAGCUAUGCAGGUAAAUAUGUCCCAGAGUUGGCUGAGCUCAUUCAUGACAGAAACUAUAACUCUUCUAUUUACAUUGACCUAAAGGGCAUUUUGAUGGGAAAUCCCGAAACAUCAGAUCCCGAUGAUUGGAGAGGGUUAGUGGACUACGCUUGGAGUCACGCUGUUGUGUCGGACGAAACACACAAAAUCAUACGAGAGACUUGUGAUUUCAACAGCGAUAACACUUGGAACAACCCCGAUUGUAGCCAAGGUGUCGACGAGGUCCUAAAACAGUACAAAGAGAUUGAUAUUUACAGCUUGUACACAGCAGUUUGCAUGGCAAAAUCUACCAAAAAUAAUUCAGGGUCAAUGGAAGUCAUGUUCAAAGCUAGCUCCAAAAUGAUGCCAAGAAUCAUGGGUGGUUAUGAUCCUUGCUUGGAUGAUUAUGCAAGAAGUUACUAUAAUAGACCAGACGUUCAAAAGGCUCUUCAUGUAAGUGAUGGUGUUCAGCUAAAGAAUUGGAGCAUAUGCAACUUCACAAUAUUUAGCAACUGGGCAGACUCAAAGCCAUCAGUACUUCCCAUUUACAAGAAACUAAUUUCUGCUGGACUUAGAAUAUGGGUCUAUAGUGGAGAUACAGAUGGAAGAGUUCCCGUGUUGUCUACAAGAUACAGCUUAAAUGCUCUUGGAUUACCCAUCACAAAACCUUGGAGGCCAUGGUACCAUGAAAAACAGGUGAGUGGAUGGUAUCAAGAGUAUACGGGUCUAACGUUCGCUACAUUCAGAGGAGCCGGCCAUGCUGUGCCUAUAUUCAAACCGAGCAGCUCACUCGCGUUGUUUACACAUUUUCUUGAAGCAGAAUCCCUUCCAUCAGCCCGCUAAAUAUAAUGCAUGAUAAGAUUACAAUGAAUAAUACUGGUAUAAGUUGAAUAAGUCAAUUUUGUAACAAAAGUUUUGCGGUCUAAUAUUGCCAAAAUAAAGGCCUUUGAUCUAACUAAGCUAGUUUGUAUGUAGCUUAUAAGGUGGGAGAUUGGGAGUUGUCUAAGAUAAUAUUCCAAGUGUUUACUAGUCUUACCGUAGCAAAUAUAAUUGACGCAAUAAUAAUGUCUAAUUAGCAUUGUUUUAACAAUUUGUAUAAUGCAAUCAUAGACUUAAUUAGGUCGUAAGACCAAGUAUUACAUGAACUGUUUGGCAAUAAGUUGAUGAUUUUAGUAUUACACAAGUUUUGAAGCUUGUUA